AUGAGUAUAUCAAAAGAACCAUGCACCUGCCCGCUUCUCGACAAUGUUUCCACAGUAGACAUUGACGAUAAUGGAAGCUUCAAGUAUAUCCUCGUGAAAUUAAAAUGUGGGCAUAAUAAUCACGAGUCUUACCUCGUGGUGGGACAUAACAGGCAUCAAAGUCAUACGGAUAUUAUAAAUGAGGUAAACGAAAAAACGAAACCAGUAGUUGGUGAAGCGGUUGGUGGUGGGAUGAUUGAUCACGAUCCUGAUAAAAAGACGAUUCACAUACAUGGCACAUCAGAGAAGUACGGCACGGGCAAUCACGCCACCGCGGCUCGUAUGCUCGAAGAUGCAUACCCUGGCUACACAGUCACUGUCAGUGACUAAGUGAAAGGACUUAAAGAUGGACAUUUUCUCACUGCAACUCCGAUCGUUUUUCAAUGUGACUCAUAAGAGAAGUGUAACU
This is a messenger RNA of Hyposmocoma kahamanoa, 448 nucleotides long. RefSeq names its product 14 kDa phosphohistidine phosphatase-like. Gene Ontology annotation, cellular component: cytosol. Lineage: Eukaryota; Metazoa; Arthropoda; Insecta; Lepidoptera; Cosmopterigidae. Gene Ontology annotation, molecular function: protein histidine phosphatase activity. Gene Ontology annotation, biological process: peptidyl-histidine dephosphorylation. The coding region runs from base 1 to 369 and encodes 122 amino acids. The transcript has 2 exons. The record is from RefSeq and is a predicted model, not a curated record.